UAGCAGAGGGCUAUGAGUCUACAGAUCAACCAGCCCUCAUUAAUCGAUUGAUCAGCCAUCAUUAAUCAAACAAACACAAUGGCUAUCCUGAAGUGCAUCAUGCAGUUAUCCUUGUCAAUACAUUCACCGUCGAAGGAUUCUCCAGCAUGGAUCUAUGGACUCAUUGAUUGAUUGAUUGAUUGAUUGAUCAGCAUCACUCACCGCCGACCAGCAGCGCGGACCCGAAGGCGAACAUGUCAAAAUCACUGAAUCCCUCCGGACUGGAUGUCACAGUGCAGUGGAACAAAUAUAGGGGUGUUUUCCUGCCUAUGACCCAAGAUGCUGGAAAGAGUCUCCAGCCUCCCCAUGACCCUACAUAGGACAAGCGCUUUGGAAAAUUUAUGGAAUCAAUGGAUGGAUGGAUGGAUGGAUAGCAGAGCGAGCAGAAAGUGCUUGAGCGACACAGAGAUGCUGCAUGAAUAAGCGCCUCAGAAGCCCGUCCAGCGCCGCAGCACAGAAGAUGCCCGGCCGCGUGUUCUGGGGUUUUGCGCUGGCGCUGUGUUGCCUUCCGUCUCUCUGCAGCUCCUGUCCUGCCCAAUGCAGCUGCUUCUACCACAAACUGAGCGACGGCUCCAAGUCAAGGAGCGUCCUGUGUAAUGACCCCGACCUCACUGACAUCCCAAACAACUUUCCCUCGGACACCUCCAAACUCCGCAUUGAGAAAACGGCCAUCGGCCGCGUGGCCAGCGAAACCUUUCUUUACCUCAAUAGCCUGGAGUACCUCUGGAUAUCGUUCAACUCGCUUUCCUCCCUCAGUGUGGACAGUUUCCGUGGACUCUAUGCAUUGGAUGAAUUACGGAUGGAUGGGAAUGUUCUCACUUCCUUUCCAUGGGAAUGUUUGACAGACAUGCCCAGCCUUCGGCUUCUGGAUUUGCACAACAAUAAAAUCAGCAGCAUCCCAGCUGAAGCAACCAUUUACAUCAGAAACUUGACUUAUCUGGAUCUGUCCAGCAACAGUCUGGCUACCGUCCCGGCGGAGGUUCUGACUUCAUGGUUCUCUCUGAAACCUCCCCCGGAUACAGAGAAUUCCAAAAUGAUACUGGGUCUUCAUGACAACCCCUGGCAGUGCGACUGUCGUCUGUUUGAUUUGGUGCAGUUUCAGAAGUUUCCUUCCUCCUCGGUGGCGUUCAUCGACACGCGUCUGCGCUGUGCCGAACCGGAGAGCCUGUCGGGAGUCCUCUUUUCCGACAUAGAACUCCGCAAGUGUCAGAUUCCCCGUGUGCACACGGCCGUCGCGAGGGUCCGUAGCUCCAUCGGGAACAAUGUCCUGCUGCGCUGUGGGACCAUCGGAGUGCCCAUCCCGGAGCUGUCCUGGUCCCGGGCCGACGGAAAGCCCAUGAACGGCACUGUUCAACAGGAAGUCUCUAAAGAGGGCAUCAUCUGGUCCAUUCUCAGCGUUCCUGCUGUUUCGUACCGAGAUUCAGGAAAAUAUGUUUGCAGAGCCACUAACUUUGUCGGGAGUGCCGAUGCCAUCAUCUCACUUGUCAUUUCUGAUACAUGGCAAAUCGAUGAAGCGGUCGCCAAAAGAAGCCACGGAAAGAAGAACGGUGGAUUUGGUCGUGCGGCAUAUCAAGAGAAGCUCGUCGCCAGAUAUGUGCCGCCCGCCACAUCAGCCGCUGUGCCCAUUAUUGAGCCUCUGAACGGACCGAAAGACAUGGCGUCCAUCAAGAUCGAAAGCUACAGCGUUUCCGACGAUGUUUCAAAAGCGAAGGCCUCAGCGGCUCCUGCAGCUGCCGCAGAAACUGACAGUGGUGUCGGCGAGCUUCAGAAAGAUGUGUUGAGUAACCUUGAGGCCAAUGCUUCUUCUCUGCAGCAGGGCCCGGAGCGCAGAGUGGUUCGAUCGGUCAAAGUGAUCGGCGACACCGACCACACAGUGUCACUAAACUGGCGAGCGCCCACCGCGACCAACACCACGUCCUUCAGCGUUCUGUACGCUGUCUUCGGUGAGCGAGAUAUGCGGCGCAUUAAUGUUGGGCCGGGCAAGAAUCGCAUCACCAUCGAAGGCCUCGUGCCCAAAACCAAGUACAUAGCGUGUGUGUGUGUGAAAGGCCUCAUCCCUAAGAAAGAGCAGUGUGUGAUCUUCUCCACGGACGAGGCGGCCAGCGCCAGCGGCACGCAGAAGCUCAUUAACGUGGUCGUGAUCACGGUCGCCUGCGUCAUCGCGGUUCCUCUGACCCUCAUCGUCUGCUGCGGGGCGCUGAAGAGGAGGCUGCAGAAACUGCUGGGCCGCAAGUCCAAAGACAUUCAAGACUCGUAUGUGACGUUUGAGACUCUGUCUCCAGGCACCAAAGCUAAAGGCCUGGAGGGUGAAUACCUCAGCAGACUCAACCCCGACGAAUCCAACCGCCUGCUGUCGGCCCGCUCCAGCGUGGACUCGGAGGCCACGGCCCGGAACGAGGGACAACCAAACGAGUACUUCUGCUGACAGACCAGCGCAGGGCCGCGUUCGCCCUGAUCGAGACUCUCAGUUUCAUGUGCUUGAAAACAUGUUGACCUUUCUCAGCCCCGAAAGGGAACAAACCACCUCAAGUUCAGUGUUCAAAAAGGGAAAAUGAUCACGCAAGAAUGAAAUAAUGUCUUUAUUUUUUAUUUUUGUCAUGCACUUUUCCAAUUAAAUGUUUAUCACUGAUGAAUUUAUGUAUAUUGAAUACUGUGCGAUAUCUUUAUACAACACGUAAUACCCAUUUGUCUAAUAUUUAAGAUUUUCUGUUUGGACCGUCAGGAGAGGGUUAGUGAUGCACAUGCUUAAUCAUGUACGUGACUUUUACUUUUUACUUGUUUUUUCUUUAUAAUGAUGUUUUAUUAACACAAUUCAGGAGGAGCAGGUGCAGAUAAUUAACCUAAUUAGCACAAGUGGAAAGCUUUCAGCUAAUCAAUCAACAACAAGAGGUAUAUAUACUGCAGACUCACCUCUGACGGUUCAUCAGCAUCCCUCCACCACCCCAUCUCCUCACUUCUGUUAUUACCACAUCCGGGGGGGGAGUACUCUGGGUUCGGGCCAAAAUGCUGAGCUCGGAGCCCUCGCACUGGACAGCACGCCAAAUACACAUAAUUUACUCUAUUUAAUUAUAUGUAUAUGUGAACUUGUGAACUGUUAUAUUGUCACCCCAAUGUACUGGAGUGAGUGUUUUCCACUUUAACCCUAAAACUUAUAAUCUGUCCUAUCAGGAAUAUGUUGUCUGUAUGUACUAAAAUAUUUGUGUUUAAGAAUAUGACUGAAUAAAACCAUUUUUUUUAUAUA
Molecule: messenger RNA, 3280 nt
Organism: Megalobrama amblycephala (Wuchang bream)
Lineage: Eukaryota; Metazoa; Chordata; Actinopteri; Cypriniformes; Xenocyprididae
Gene: lrit1b
Product: leucine-rich repeat, immunoglobulin-like and transmembrane domains 1b
Exons: 7
Coding region: 455-2464 (669 amino acids)
Cellular component (GO): endoplasmic reticulum membrane
Molecular function (GO): protein binding
Source: RefSeq, a predicted model, not a curated record